Messenger RNA from Cladocopium goreaui, 503 nucleotides. Lineage: Eukaryota; Dinophyceae; Suessiales; Symbiodiniaceae. The record is from the annotation of a GenBank genome assembly.
UUUUUGUAGGAGCGAACGUGAAAAGUGUGGCCCCCCGAUGGGAGAGCCUUCGAGUCUCACCGGCGAUGUGGGUCCAGCCUUUCCAGUAGUGAUCCCUGUUGGGCGAGCUGGCACGGCAGUGGACGAAGCAGCGACGAUUUCGUCUGCAAAUGCUGCUGGCAGCCAAGAAGGUGCUGAAGCAGAAGCGGCCAUGUGGAAGGCACUGGGAGACGUUGUCACGACGAGGUUGCGACUCGCAGCGGACCGGAUAUCUCAGGGUGCCCCGCAGCCGAGUGCACCACCCUUCACCAGUACGAGUAGACUCCCUCCGAUCGGUCCAGGCCUUGGCAUGGGGGCACUCCCAUCAGUCCCAGUAUCUGGGGCAGGCCCUGGCCCUUGGGGAACCAUCCCACCCAUGCCGCCUGUGGUAGCACCAGCGUGCUCCAAUGGCUUGUUGUUUGUGGUCAUUCCGCGAAGAUGUCAUCAGCACAAAGCCUUGCGAUGCUUCUUGUGAUGCCGAAAAA